This is a messenger RNA of Procambarus clarkii (red swamp crayfish), 834 nucleotides long. Lineage: Eukaryota; Metazoa; Arthropoda; Malacostraca; Decapoda; Cambaridae. The record is from RefSeq and is a predicted model, not a curated record.
AUGCACUCACUGUGUCCGCCCACCAUCUUCCAGACCUCCUCAUCUCCUCCUGCCUCGCCCACCUUCUUCCAGACCUUCCUCGUCUCCUGUUGCCUCGCCUACCACCUUCCAGGCCUUCCUCGUCUCCUCCUGCCUCGCCCACCAUCUUCCGGACCUUCCUCGUCUCCUCCUGCCCCGCUCACCUUCUUCCAGACCUUCCUCGUCUCCUCCUGCCUCGUCCACCAUCUUCCAGACCUUCCUCGUCUCCUCCUACCUCGCCCACCUUCUUCCAGGCCUUCCUCGUCCCCUCCUGCCUCGUCCACCAUCUUCCAGACCUUCCUCGUCUCCUCCUACCUCGCCCAACAUCUUCCAGACCUUCCUCGUCUCCUCCUGCCUCGUCCACCAUCUUCCACACUUUCCUCGUCCCCUCCUGCCUCGUCCCCAUCUUCCAGACCUUCCUCGUCUCCUCCUACCUCGCCCAACAUCUUCCAGGCCUUCCUCGUCCCCUCCUGCCUCGUCCACCAUCUUCCAGACCUUCCUCGUCUCCUCCUACCUCGCCCAACAUCUUCCAGACCUUCCUCGUCUCCUCCUGCCUCGCCCACCUUCUUCCAGACCUUCCUCGUCUCCUCCUGCCUCGCCCACCAUCUUCCAGACCUUCCUCGUCUCCUCCUGCCUCGCCCACCUUCUUCCAGGCCUUCCUCGUCUCCUCCUGCCUCGCCCACCUUCUUCCAGACCUUCCUCGUCUCCUCCUGCCUCGCCCACCUUCUUCCAGACCUUCCUCGUCUCCUCCUGCCUCGCCCACCUUCUUCCAGACCUUCCUUAACUCCUACACUCAAAUUAAGUUUUGAAGACUGA